Molecule: messenger RNA, 2271 nt
Organism: Penicillium angulare
Lineage: Eukaryota; Fungi; Ascomycota; Eurotiomycetes; Eurotiales; Aspergillaceae
Product: CCAAT displacement transcription factor COY1
Exons: 2
Coding region: 1-2271 (756 amino acids)
Biological process (GO): intra-Golgi vesicle-mediated transport
Cellular component (GO): Golgi membrane
Source: RefSeq, a predicted model, not a curated record
AUGGACUCCUUUGCCAUUACGGAGGGCCUUGCCGCCCAGGAGCAACAAGAUGUCCCUCCAGAAGUCUCCACUAAGCUGUCGGAGGAGACAAAUAAGUUCCAGCGAGCCAUCGCUGCUUGGCGUGGUAUUGACCUAGCUAGCACCAUUGCGAAACUCGAUGCAUCUGCCUCCGAAAUAGUCGAACACCAGCGGGACUCCCUCGUCCAAAGAAAGGAUUUGGCGCAAAAGACGAAAGACUUUAAGAAGCUGGAGGAUCAGGACAAACUCACCGAGUACAAGGGAUUACUGAAAGCCUAUCAGUCAUUUAUCGAUGUUUUGACCAACCAAGGCAAAUCCUCGUCAUCAUCUUUCCUACAAUUAUACUCGUCUCUGUCCGAAGCACCCGAUCCUUACCCACUCCUCGAAGCCUCUGUAGAUUCCCUCGUGGUAUCUGAAGAGACAGUUCCAAAGUUGACAUCCGAACGAGAUCAAUUGCAACAAUCCGUCGACCGUCUUACAAAACAACAAGAAGAAACCGAGAACCGUCUACAGGAAGAACGUGCAGCAAGGAAGAAGCUCGAGGAUAACCAAGAGUCAAGAGCUAAGGAAAUUGAAACAUCCUGGAAGGCUGUUUUGUCCGAAAAGUCGAGCAAUUGGGCUGCCAAAGAGAAAAGCUUGGAAGAAAAAGUGGAGAACCAGGACCGCUUAAUCAAAGAGCUCAAAGCAAGCUAUGAGGUUUCCCAGCGUAUGGGUGAAGAUGAGGAUAACGAUGAUGCACGAAAUGGCGCAACCGCUGCAGAACUGGAGCUUGUGUCGACCGAUUUGGAAAAGACCAGUCUUCGAUUAGCAGAUGUGGAAGCACGGAAUGAGCAAUUACGGCUGGAAUUGGCCCAGGCCGUAUCUCACUCGCACUCUGACCAAUCAACCUCCGUUGAAGAUGAUCCAUCUUACCAGCGCCUUCAAUCAGAGAAUUCUUCUUUGCUGCGUAAGCUAGAUGCUGCACGCUUUGACAAGGAUUCAUCUCGACACACCUGGGAAGGCAAGCUCCACCAGGCCGAGAGAAAUGCAUCGAAGGCUACACUAGAAAGAGACGAACUUAAAUCACGACUUGACAAAGUUGCAGACUACGACGAAAUUCGUCGAGAAUUGGAAAUGAUCAAGUCAAUUGAAUUUACAGCGGGUGAUGACGAUGAUUUGGGCGAAACCACAGCUGACGACGAUACUGUCAACACUAAUGGUGAUGCUACGAAGACUAAGGGGAAGAACUCUUUAGAACAGCUUCUCCUGGCUCGAAACAAGAAGUUGACGGAUGAGCUUACUGUGCUAAGAGUCUCGUCUCGAGAUAUCCAAGAACAACUCGAAACUAUGCGUGGCGAGCUUGCAACGACAAAAGAAGAACUUGGUAAAUCUCGAGGCUUGUCUACCACGCUGGAAAAUGAUCUCCUGCGUGUUCAACAAGAGGCUGCCAAUGCGUUCCCAUCCUCAGCCAUGUCCGUUGCAGGUACUUACUCUUCCCGGUACCCGCAUUCCUCUCGACGAGGAGCAGCGUCCCCUACCUCGUCAAUUAUCUCUGGCUUUGACCAGAGUGCCGCAUCCGCCAAUACCAUGGAUGCCAUUCGCGCUGGAGAGGCUGUAGGCGGUGGCUCUGGUCUUCUGCCAAUGAUUCAGGCCCAGCGGGAUCGUUUCAAGAAGAAGAACGCCGAGCUUGAAGAGGAUCUGUCGAAGUUGUAUGGCACAGUCAAGUCCCUGAGACAAGAAGUAGCUACGCUACAGAAAGAUAACUUGGGUCUCUAUGAGAAGACUCGUUAUGUUUCGACCUACAACCGCGGCCAGGGCGGAAGUACAUCUGCUUCCUCAUUCGGGAAUGCACCAAGCUCCACAACUGUUCAUUCCGCGAAUACACCUUCCGGGCUGUCUUUGGACCGGUACCAAUCAGCCUACGAGGCACGCAUCUCCCCGUUUGCUGUCUUCCGAGGUCGCGAGUCCGCCCGUGCGUAUAAGCGUAUGAACCUACCAGAACGGAUAGUGUUCUCGCUGACCCGCAUUAUCAUGGCAAAUAGGACCAGUCGAAACUUAUUUGCUGGGUACUGUUUCGCUAUCCAUGUCCUGCUCUUUGUUGUCCUUUAUAUGAUGAGUACAACGGAGAUAGAGAAGCAUAGUGCCAUGAGUGCUGUUGGCAAUGCUGCAGCUGCGGCCUAUGCCAAUAGUGGGUCUGGAAGUGGUUCAGGCAGUGGCAGUGGUUGGCUACAAGCUGAUGAUUGGCAGCAAGAAGGGUUUAAUGAAGCAGGUUAA